Molecule: messenger RNA, 1194 nt
Organism: Oppiella nova
Lineage: Eukaryota; Metazoa; Arthropoda; Arachnida; Sarcoptiformes; Oppiidae
Source: the annotation of a GenBank genome assembly
AUGAGUGAUUGGCGUAAAGCAGUUCGCACUCCCAUCUCAUACUCAGUCACUAAUAAUACGCUAAGACUUCAGACACAGUUCGUGACCGUAGUGUCCAUCGCCGGUAUUGUGGUCCUCUUUGUCUUGUAUUCAUUGGUGCCUAAGAGUCGGGUCACUCUGAACAACUCGACACAACACCAACACUUAGACGAUGAUCACCAGCACAUCCAUCACCACAAGGACUGCAACACACGGUCCGCAUAUAACGCCACUUAUCCGCUCUCAAGACCCGAAUACCUGUCCGACGAGAGGAUUAAGUUCAGAAUCGCUGUCAUCUCAGACUUGGACACCGACUCCCGCACCGACACUCAGCGCAACGCAUGGAUUAGUUAUUUAUUAAAAGGUUAUCUCAUUUACUAUCCCAAUGAAGACUACGUUCAGGUCAAGUGGGAUAAGCGGUCCAUUAGUUUGCAAUCGAGUCUCUCAUCGGAGGGACGAGCCAUGGAGUUGUCGGAACUGAUUGUCUUCAACGGCAAACUUUAUUCAUGUGAUGACAGGACAGGCGUGUUGUAUGAGAUCCGCGACGAGUCGCCCAUUCCGUGGGUUAUACUUACGGACGGCGACGGAAAUACUCCCAAAGGAUUCAAAUGCGAGUGGCUUUCAGUCAAAGAUCAAACCCUUUAUGUCGGAGGACUGGGGAAGGAGUGGACCUCCACUUCCGGACAACUUCUCAAUUAUAAUCCUCAAUGGAUUAAAACUGUUUCAACGAGUGGUGAAGUGGAUCACCAGAACUGGAGAGACAACUACCUGGCGAUGCGGUCUUCGUGUGGCAUUCAAUUUCCCGGUUAUGUGAUCCACGAGUCGGCCGUUUGGAGUGAUGUCCAUCACAAGUGGUUUUUCCUCCCGAGAAGAGUCUCUUCGACUCAGUAUAACGAGAAGGAAGACGAGAGGAAGGGAUCUAAUGUUAUGUUAAUCUCCAAUAAUGACUUCACGGACGUCCAGAUGAGAACUGUGGGACCAGCCGUUCCCACUCACGGCUUCUCCUCAUUUAAGUUCAUUCCCAACACUAAAGACAGAAUAAUAGUUGCCCUCAAGUCCGAGGAGGACAACGGACUGAUUAAGACAUAUGUAAUGGCGUUCACUGUCGAGGGAAAGGUUUUACUAUCGGAACAAUUAAUAGGAAAUUAUAAAUACGAAGGAAUUGAGUUUAUUUGA